This is a messenger RNA of Aspergillus tanneri, 504 nucleotides long. It is a transcript of the gene MRPL13, whose product is annotated as mitochondrial 54S ribosomal protein uL13m. Gene Ontology annotation, molecular function: mRNA binding; structural constituent of ribosome. NCBI's taxonomy places the organism in Eukaryota, Fungi, Ascomycota, Eurotiomycetes, Eurotiales, Aspergillaceae. The record is from RefSeq and is a predicted model, not a curated record. Gene Ontology annotation, cellular component: mitochondrial large ribosomal subunit; ribosome. The transcript has 3 exons. Bases 1 to 504 code for a protein of 167 amino acids. Gene Ontology annotation, biological process: negative regulation of translation; translation.
AUGUCGCAAACUAUCGGCAAGACUCGUCUUGCCUACUCGCGCGCAUGGCACCACGUCGACGUAGGCACCGACUCGCGCAGUCUCGGUCGCGUGGCCUCCUCCAUUGCCCUAUUCCUCAUGGGCAAGCAUAAACCCAUUUACGACCCGUCCACCGAUUGCGGCGACUACGUUGUGGCCGUAGGAUGCCACGACCUGCGCACCACCGGCAAGAAACGCUUCCAGAAGAAGUACUACACACACACCACCCGUCCCGGCAGUCUGCGCAGUAUGACCAUGGACAAGAUGUUUGAGAAAUGGGGUGGUGGCGAGGUCCUUCGUCGUGCUGUCCGGGGCAUGUUACCGAAGAAUCGUCUGCGGGAGAAGAGAUUGGCGAGAUUGAAGACAUUUGAGGGCGUUGCUCAUCCCUACAAAGAGAAUAUUAUCAAGUUCGGAAACCAGUCCGUUAUUGGAGAUUUCCCGGAUGUGCAGCUGGCAUUCAAAGGGGAGGCUAAGUCCUCGGCUUGA